AUUUAUAGAGGAAGAAUUGAGGAUUCCCUGAUUGGUAGCAAGACAAUAACACACACAGAACAUUUUAGAAUACGCUUACAAUAUCAAUUACAACUUAAAAAAUGGAUAAAAAUUAGUUAAAAUACAGCAAAUUGAAUUUAGAUUUUGCGGCCACAUCAGCCUGGACACGAUUCCGCAUAAACUAAAGAAGACGGAGCUGUCGGGAUCUAUAAACAUGGACGAUGAAGAGAUUGCAGAUAGCUGGGAAGAAGCGGCGGACAGCGGGGAAAUAGAGAGAAGACUCGAGGCAAAGCUGAAAAUAAGUCGAGAAGCAAAGAAAUCCAGCUUGAGUUCAGGAAGCUCAGUCGUGCGUACUGGUGUUGUAAUCCAGGACGACUCGCUACCUGCAGCACCUCCACCACAAAUCCGCAUUCUCAAGCGUCCUUCAAACAACGGCAUGAUGGGAAAUCCUUCAUCCUCUCGACCCUCACAGCAGAUGAAGUCUCUCGCCCAGCGAGAAGCUGAGUAUGCAGAGGCCAGGAGGAGGAUUCUGGGGAGUGCAAGCUCUGAAGACGCCCCCCAGGAAAAACCAUCUCAAGACAGGCAUGCUCGAGUUAGUGGUCAGCAGCCACCAGCAGAACCAGUCUGUCCAAACGCUCAUGUGAUCCGUCAACCCUCCGGGCCGGACGGUACUUCCGGCUUCCGCUUCUGCAGAUAAAUAAGAACAGGCUGCCCAUCCAAUGAAAUCUGCCAUUUUCCUCCCCCUGAAUGGCCAUCUAGAGUGGAUAUCGAACCAGGUGUGUGGGCGGCAUUGUGUAUGACACAGGGAGUGGUGGGAUGGAUUACACACUGAUGGAUGAACACAUGAAGAUGAGACCAAAAUAUGAACCGUUCCGCCCCUCUACACUCUGUUGACUGCCAUGCACCUUGCCUUUUGCCUUGUCUUUUCCCCGUGUGGAACUGUGAAAGGGGCUGGUAUAGAUUUUCCUGCAAUCAGAAGCCCCUGCGGUUCUAUGCUGGGAUAAGAAUAAUUCCUCAGGUCCCCACACACUGUGAUAUUCCCCAUGAUGUAACUAUUGAGCUGGCCAAGGACGUGCCACUCUCGUGGGCUGGCUAUGAGCCAGGACAACAGGUUUGUAUUGGCCAAGAGAGGAUAAGGAAAGAAAAAUAAUCUGCUGGAGGUUUGUGACAUAUCUACCAGGGACCAACUUGCCAUUUCUGGCCCUUUGCCUUGGUUUUCGUUUAAAAGCGACUGGAUAGUUAAUUGGAAAGUUAUGAAAAGAGAGUUCUAGUUCAGAUUUGUUUUUGUAAAGUGUCAAGAAAUCACUAUGGACAACCAGCAGAUUUCACAAACGAAUUCCAGUAAAGCGGUACCUGGUGGAAAAGUAGUCUUUGGCCAAAGAUUGUAUAAGUGAGUUAUAAAAUAGGAGUAAGUCUUGGUUUGUAAAGCAAUAAUUAUUUUCCCUAUUGCCUGCAUACCUUUUUACAUUUGUUUUUUUAUUAUUUAUUAGUUAGUUUUUAUUGGCCAUUUCAGUUGUAUUUUUUUGGUCUCCAUUUUUCUUUUAAAUAUUAUGUUCAAGAACAUUGUUUAUGUCAAAGAAAGAAAAAUAACAUUACAAUCUGCUUUCUCAUAAGAAUUUUGACACAUUUGAGAAGGUAUUUCAACAAAUAUAAAUCUACAUUGAAACUAUCCAUUUUAUGAAUUUGAAAUGUCCUAUGUUUAUUUAGGUCAAGUAUAGUGACACAGCUUAGAAAAAUCCUCUUUCUUUAGUAGUAAGAUUGAAGAACUUAAAGAUGUAAACACUAUGUGUUAGUGUCUAAUCUAUAGCAGAGAAAUGACCAAAUACAAAUUAAAAAUACACCUAAAAAAGAUAAACGAUACACUAAACCAUGACACUAUUUAGCGGGAUCAUGGCUGAUUUCUAAAUAUAUUCAUAGGUUUUAGUAAGAUAUUCUUAAGAUAAUUUCCUUCCACACAUUUGUAUUACUUGUUUUACAAAUCAUCAACACCAUGCCAGGUUUUUCAGCAUAAUUUCCUUGGGGCUUUAUUUAAAUAAUGAUGCAUGGUUGGACUUGACACAGGAGAGGAACAUUUCUUUUGGGAGAAAGUAUUCUACAAGCUCUUUGGCUGAUCUAAAACCUAAGAAAUUCUGGAGGAAUUAACCAUUAGCCACAAAGUCUGCCCAUAGUCUAAAAUACAUGCUACCAUAAUUUUACCAUUCAUUUGAAUUUCCCCGUUCAAUGGCGUAUUCAAAAUGUCUUUCUUUGCUGGAGGUUGUUUUACGAUACAGAUUAAAAUCUAUGUAUUUUGCCUCAUGUAAAACUGUCAACCUGUCUAGCUCUGAAAUAGUUUAACAUACAAUGAAACGUGUCUUAAUUAGUUAGCCAAAAUUGGAUAGAAUUUGUUAUGUUUGUAUGUAAGGCCCAAGAUGAAAGGAUUCUCAAUUUAAAGUAUUGACAAAGUUGGCUUGCUCUAUAUGCUCUAACAAAGUGUUUCCCAACCUUGGGUUCUGACAAGCAUACAGGAUCAUGACAAUACAAAAGAGGUCCAGACUAUGAUUCAUACUGCACGUAAGCAAUCUACCACUUACUGGUAUGGCAUGGUGAUGAUAUGGUCAGAACAAUGUGGGUUUUGUAAGAAGAUGCAAGUCUUGGUUGUAUUAUUUUCAGAUCAAAAAAUGAGGUUGAGGCACCUGCUAUUUAAGCUCUUAUGCUCCAACAUUAGCAUUCAUUUUGGAUUUUUUUUUUUUUUAAUCAUACCCAGUAUUAAAUUCAGCUAUAACUUUGUUUUAAUUUGCUUGUCCUUUUGAAACCUGAAAAAUGUCUUAAAUUCACAAUUACCCUUUAAUAAAGACGGUGAACAUGAA
Gadus morhua (Atlantic cod) is the source of this 2846-nucleotide messenger RNA. Its product is annotated as SUZ domain-containing protein 1. NCBI's taxonomy places the organism in Eukaryota, Metazoa, Chordata, Actinopteri, Gadiformes, Gadidae. The transcript is spliced from 4 exons. Bases 215 to 697 code for a protein of 160 amino acids. The record is from RefSeq and is a predicted model, not a curated record.